Pieris rapae (cabbage white) is the source of this 1963-nucleotide messenger RNA. Its product is annotated as chromatin target of PRMT1 protein. Lineage: Eukaryota; Metazoa; Arthropoda; Insecta; Lepidoptera; Pieridae. The coding region runs from base 124 to 828 and encodes 234 amino acids. The transcript is spliced from 5 exons. The record is from RefSeq and is a predicted model, not a curated record.
UUUUCUUAAUUUUUCAUAUUAUAAAAAUAUAAUUAGUUCCCAUCGUUACUCCAUGCCGAAAAUUGUAUUUUGAUAUAUAAAAUCAUUUAAUACUAGUUAAAUAGUUGCAUUUUGUUAUCGAAGAUGAUUGAAAAAGUGUUUGGUAUAAACGCUACGAGCGUAACCCUCAAUACCCGGUUUACAUUACUGGCAGAGACUAUACCUUCACGUGUCAUGAAGCCCAGGAAACGCCUGGUUUCACACCAGGUCCCUAAUAUUAGCUAUAACCAGAGAAGCCAGAAGUUACCCCAACAAAUAGCUUAUCACUUGCAGCAAAGUAGUCGGCAAAGGGUGAAGCAGCGGCUUGGUCUUCGUAGAUAUAGAGGUCCAAGUAGCUUACCCGGUCUCCGGAGAGUAAAUAGUACAGGCAAUAUAAAUCAAGGAGUAAAAACUAGGCUUGUGUGGACUUAUGCUGAUAGUAAUCUAAGAUGGGCAUCACCAUUCAACAAUUCUUUUGGUAUGUGGCGUGGUAGUGGAAUUAAAUUACGAAAUGCACAUAUGAGACUUGUUCGUGGAGGUGGGAGGGGUAGAGGUGGUCGUCAACAAGUGGGCCGCCUUAGAGUGAAUGAAGCACCUCAACAAACAAGGGCGCGAGGGGCUAGAGGUGGUAGGGCAAGAGGGCAAACACGAGGGAGAGGAAGGGGUAGAGGAAGAGGGGCCACAACUGCCAAGAAAGUACCAACCAAAGAAGAAUUGGACACACAACUUGAGCAUUACAUGGCAAAUUCCCAAUGGGCACUAGACAAACAAUUAGAUGAUUAUAUGAAAGACGCAAUGAAGGAGGAGUGACAUAAAUAAAAUAAUAUUAUUAAAAGAUUUUUAAACAAUGAAGGCAUUUUCCACAACUUACAUUACGGGGAUAUAAAAAUUUUAUAUUUUUAAUAGAUAAGAUAGGUUUUGUGAAUUUCCAAUUCGGUUUAAAGUUAUUUCUGGUGAUGAUUUUAUAAAAUUAAAUCUAGAAAAUAUUAAACGAUGUCGCUAAUUCUUGUACACUACUUUGCUACGUUAGCAAAAUUAUCAUGUCAUAGAAUGGAGGAAUAGAUUCAAUCUUGUCAGUCAGGAGUCAAACAAUAUAAACACAAACAUAAAUGCAUAGUAUAUUAGUAUAAUCCAUGUCGCAUUUCCUGCAAAAUUAUUUAUGUCUAAACUAAUUAACUAAAAAUAAAAAAACUUGGUGCAUACCAAUUAGUAAAUAAAUUUCAGUUAGAUCCUUCUUUUAACUAAGAAUCGGUUUAGAUUAUUCUAAUGGAGACUUGUCUAGAUUUUUUUUUUAUAAGAAUUAGCACCAUUUCCAUUUUUCGUGCCUUAAUAGUAUUUGGAUUAUUAAAAAUGUAUAUAAGGCUGAAAGUAGAAUGUAUUGAUUUAUGUCAAUAUUUUCCCCAUAUUAUACGUCCAUCUCUUAUUAUAAUAGUACAAAAUGCCUUUAGAAAGUGAUAUAAACAGUCAAAUAUCACUUGAAAAAUUAUUGAUAAGCUAUUUUAACCAAAAUGAAUAAUUAUUGCAAGAUACAGCGGUAAAAACAGCUAAAUGUUUGUUUGGGACCUAGAAGACGUGUAAAAAGGGUUUCUUGCGCUAGAAAAAAAAAGUUGUUCGAACAGUCCUUAAUCUUAAACUACUUAUACAAGAAAGGUUUUUGUUUGUUUAAUUAUUAAACCUAAAAUCGUAAAACUGACUACAAAUACACGUAAUAGUACCUGUGUUAUUUUUAACCGGAUUAAUUAAAUCUAAGUUUCAUCCAUAGCUUUUGAGGUAAUAGUCCAUCCGACACAAUUCUGUACAUUUUACAUACUUCCUAAACCGAUUUAUAUGCGAUAACAUAUUUUCAAAGGUGAAACCAGCCAGCAAUAAUUGUGAUUAUUUUUCGUUUUAAUGUGUAAAUAAUUACGUUGUAAGUUUGUUGUUCAAAUAAAUUUCUUUUUUAUGA